Molecule: messenger RNA, 4777 nt
Organism: Chinchilla lanigera (long-tailed chinchilla)
Lineage: Eukaryota; Metazoa; Chordata; Mammalia; Rodentia; Chinchillidae
Gene: Oxr1
Product: oxidation resistance 1
Exons: 15
Coding region: 723-3062 (779 amino acids)
Biological process (GO): response to oxidative stress
Cellular component (GO): nucleus
Source: RefSeq, a predicted model, not a curated record
UGUAGACGGUGGCCCUGUGCGGGAGCCGGCUCCCACUCGGCCCCUGCAGUGCGAUCCUUGGGGGCUGCUGCUCCUGCGCCGUCAGCCGGCGGAGGGCCGGCGCCCGGGCAGCGCUGAGGUUUCGGCCACCUCUCAGGUGUUCUCAGCUGCGCGGAGGACAGCGGCGAGUGACACGGGUGGGGGGAGGCCGAGUCGGGAGGGGACGACUAGGAGGGGCGCGGGCGGUGGGUGGCUCGCCCGGCGCUGUGUGCGGACUGCCAGCACUCCCAGCGGUGCACUGGGGCAGACCCUGCUCCCCUGGACCUGCCGGGAGCUCACCGCGUUCUUCGCAGUGCUGACAGUACCCCCAAGUUCUGUCUGCUCCCAGAGGCCUUGUGGCGUCACAGAACGGGACACGGUCGGGACGCUGCACCCUGGCUUUGCCUUCCGGAAGAUCACUAGGACUGCUCGCCUGUCUCUAGGCCUGCUUUAGGCUGCCUACAAACCAGCUUGGGUUGCGUGGGGUCUCAGGUUCUGACUUUCUGAGCUUGCUCCCGUGCCGCAAAACUAGCCCAGCUGAAAAAUAGCAUUCAGUGGUGAGCAUACCGUGUGUCCAGGAUGUUAUAAUACACAGCUCUGAAACUGGUUGGAGAAGUAAGUGCCCUAGCAAUUAUUUGAUCACCCUCUUCAGUAGUCAGAACACUGGCCAAAAGAAGAACUUAGACAAGAAAGAUGGGAGGCGAAUGUCUUUCCAGAAGCCUAAAGGGACUAUCGAGUACACUGUCGAAUCAAGAGAUUCUUUGAAUAGCAUAGCCCUGAAAUUUGAUACAACACCCAAUGAACUUGUUCAGUUAAAUAAGUUAUUCUCCCGAUCAGUCGUGACUGGACAGGUUUUGUAUGUUCCCGACCCUGAAUAUGUCUCCAGUGCUGAGAGUUCUCCAUCUCUGAGCCCCGUAAGCCCUCUGUCACCAGCGUCCUCCGAGGCUGAGUUUGAUAAGACCACUAAUCCUGAUGCAGCCCAUCCAAAAGAAGCAACUCCCGUGUCUGCUCUUACUGGUAUUCGACCAGCACGAGUUGUAUCUUCCACAUCUGAAGAAGAAGAAGCAUUUACUGAGAAAUUUCUUAAGAUUAAUUGCAAAUACAUUACCAGUAGCAAGGGCACAGUCAGUGGUGUGCUGCUGGUUACACCAAACAAUAUCAUGUUUGAUCCACAUAAAACUGACCCUUUGGUCCAAGAGAACGGCUGUGAGGAGUACGGCAUCAUGUGUCCAAUGGAGGAGGUGAUGUCCGCCGCCAUGUACAGAGACAUUCUGGACAGCAAAAUAAAGGAGUCUUUACCCAUAGAAAUAGACCUGUUAUCAGGAAGGGACUUCUGCCAUUCAAAGGAUGCAACAGGAAUGAAUACCGAGGAGGUAGACUCAAGAACUCGCGAUGCAGGUAACGACAGUGCCAGCACGGCUCCGAGGAGCACCGAGGAGUCUCUCUCUGAGGAUGUGUUCACGGAGGCAGAGCUCUCUCCCAUCCGAGAGGAGGGAGUCUCUUCGGAUAAGUCAUCUGGGGCGUCCUCAGAAUCCGUACAAACUGUCAGUCAGCCUGGGGUGGUAGGGUUGACAGCCCAGUCAGAGUCUAGUAGUCCUUCUCAUUUAAAAGCCAACACUGGACAUUCUGCCAAAGGAGCUGGGACUGCAUCUCAUGAAACGGAUUUAAGUCAUCUUGAAAUGGCUGCUCAGGAUGGAAAUCAGGGGACAGGUAACCUUCAGGAAGCAUUAGGCCCUACGGAGCCAAGCCCAAGUGUAAAAGGUCGUGCAGACCAGGAUCCUUCUCCUCAUGAGAGUGCCCUACAGCAAGAUGGAGGUGGGAAAGAAACCGUGCCUUGUGGAGAAACAGCAGAAUUUAAACAAAGGCAAACCAUUAACAAAGGCCAGGAAGGAAAGGAACAAAGUCAGGACUCAGAGGUUGAGGAGCUGCGCAAACUCUGGAAAACCCACACCAUGCAGCAAACUAAACAGCACAGGGAAAACAUUCAGCAGGUGUCGCAAAAAGAAAUUCAGCAUAAAAUUGCAUCUGCUGAUGGACAUGUAGAAGGUUCCGCACUUCUAAAGGAAAAGAGGAGGCAUCGAUUGCAUAAAUUCUUAUGUCUCAGAGUUGGGAAACCGAUGAGGAAGACGUUCGUGUCUCAGGCAAGUGCUACAAUGCAGCAGUAUGCACAGAGAGACAAGAAGCAUGAGUACUGGUUCGCCGUGCCGCAGGAAAGGACAGACCACCUGUAUGCCUUCUUCAUUCAGUGGAGCCCAGAAAUCUAUGCAGAAGACACUGGCGAAUGCACCAGAGAACCUGGGUUCAUAGUAGUAAAAAAGAUUGAGGAGUCUGAAGCAAAUGAGGAACCUACUAGUGAAGCAGCAGCCAGAGAAUGGGAGGUAGUGUCAGUGGCUGAGUAUCACCGCAGGAUCGAUGCUCUAAAUACCGAGGAGCUGCGCACUCUCUGCAGACGUCUCCAGAUCACCACCCGGGAAGACAUCAGUUCCAAGCAGGCUGCUCCCGUGAAAGCAGAGCUGGAGUCUGAAUCUUUUCGGCCCAACCUCAGUGACCCCAGCGAGCUCCUGCUGCCAGACCAGAUUGAGAAGCUCACCAAGCAUCUUCCACCAAGAACGAUUGGCUACCCGUGGACGCUGGUCUAUGGGACAGGCAAGCACGGCACCAGCCUGAAGACCCUGUACCGGACCAUGGCAGGUCUGGACACCCCGGUGCUGCUGGUGAUCAAGGAUAGCGACGGCCAGGUCUUUGGUGCAUUAGCAUCGGAGCCAUUCAAAGUGAGUGACGGCUUCUACGGGACCGGAGAGACCUUUGUGUUCACCUUCUGUCCAGAGUUUGAGGUCUUUAAGUGGACCGGAGAUAAUAUGUUUUUUAUCAAAGGAGACAUGGAUUCAUUAGCUUUUGGUGGUGGAGGAGGCGAGUUUGCUCUUUGGCUUGAUGGAGAUCUCUACCACGGAAGAAGCCAUUCUUGUAAAACAUUUGGGAAUCGUACACUUUCUAAAAAGGAAGAUUUCUUUAUCCAAGACAUUGAAAUCUGGGCUUUCGAAUAAAUACAGUGCUGUCUGUCUGAGCAGGAUAACGGCCCAAACCUGACAUGGACAAGCAUUGUUUGGAAUGUUCAAGAAGCAAUACAACGUAACAUGUCACUCGUGCUUUAAAUUAGUCCGUCACCACUUACUACAGCUAUAAUUUUGGAGUUUACUUUGCAAAUCAUGUUCCUGUCCCAGAGUUCUUUUGGUUUAGAUCAUUACCAGGUUUUUCUUGUGAAUUUUGACAGUAGUUUGACCAUAGUGACCACUUUUUUUUCAGUCCAUGUUUUCUCAGUCUUCUAUAGGAUGGUGCUCUUUUGUUGAUCUCAGCUUUUUAAAAUUCCAUUGUUUGUUUCAUAGAGCAGUGUCAUGAGGGCAUUGAGGACACAAUAUCUUCCUUCAUGUGAGGUGGCACAGGUGACAUUGGGACCCGCCAACCUUAUGCUUACCAAGGGGAACCCACAUGCCAAAAGAAUACGCACUUCAUAGACCAUUGGGAGAGUUCUAGUUUUGAUUGACCCUACGACAUUCUCUUUCUUAACUGUGCAAGUACUCUAGAUUUCAUUUUAAGGAAGUGGAAUUUGAGGAGAAUUCUGAUUGUAAGACUGCAGUGCACAUGAUCUGCAGGUUUGGGCAUAAGCUUUCAUCAUUGGCUUCUCAGAUAAAGAGCUUAAAUUGACAAAGGAGAAUGAGAACUUAAUGAUUCUAUUGGAUUUAAUAUAUUAAGCAAGAAAUUCUAGUAUUUACAUAUUUGUAGCUUAAUAGGGCAUUAUCGUAAACACACAGACCACACAUGGAUGCAUCCGCUGCCUCUUUCUCAACAUGCUGUGUCAGAUAUACUGUUUUAUAGUUCAGUUGUUUUAGCCUUGUUACACAUCAGCCCCCAAAAUAUAGGCUCUUUUCUGUUCAAAAGGAAAAAGUGUUUUUCUUUUUUUUUAGUGAUAUAUGUUAUUUUCAUUAGCAUUUGCUCUUACAAAGAGCAGUGAUUGUAGUAGACAAUAUUGUAGCUCAGUAGACUUGGUGAAUAUGCAAACUUACUGUCAAGUGACCUCAAAAAAGUGAAAAGGUAGAAUACACUAGUAGUUCUUAUCCUCUUUUGUAGGAAACCAAUAAUAAGCCGUUGUGGCAAUAAUUCAUCAGUUAAAUUUCAAAGCUUCAUGUUAUGCAAAAAACCCUGCUGUUAUUCAUGUGACAGUGACUUUGUGCUGAGAUUUCAGCAAUUCCAGAUGAACACUGUAUAUCUUGUAAAUUAAUGUUUAAAGUAGUUUGUUCUUACAGAAAGUGUUGAUUGCCAGGUUACUUAUAGCACUUUAUUCUAAAAAUGAAAUUAUAAGCCAAAUACAUUGGCUUACGUAGUUUUAGUUGAAAAAUAUUUAAAUAUAUUUGGUUCUUUUGAGAGAUAAUUAUCUAAAGAAGGCAUAAUGCUAAUCAAAAGCAGACCUGGUGUUCCACUAUAAGAUGCUAUUGCUGCCUGUGAAUGGAAACCCAGGGCUUCGUGUCCUCGGCUCUGUAAUGCUCUCGCUAUGUUAGUAACAGUGUAUAGAUGACGCGUUUACAACAUAGGGAACUGUAAAUAAAUACGUCAGGUUUUUUCUCCCUUUGGUCUUCCACAGCAGUAUUAUUGUCUUUGUGGAGUUGACUAAUCAUAAAAUAAAAUUUUAAAAAUCCUGUCAUGGAUUCCAAUUACAAUAAGCUCAUAGUGGUAUAUACCAAAUAAAACUGAAUACAUAGAUACA